Molecule: messenger RNA, 1070 nt
Organism: Raphanus sativus (radish)
Lineage: Eukaryota; Viridiplantae; Streptophyta; Magnoliopsida; Brassicales; Brassicaceae
Product: cytokinin riboside 5'-monophosphate phosphoribohydrolase LOG3
Exons: 7
Coding region: 145-765 (206 amino acids)
Biological process (GO): cytokinin biosynthetic process
Cellular component (GO): nucleus; cytosol
Molecular function (GO): hydrolase activity, hydrolyzing N-glycosyl compounds
Source: RefSeq, a predicted model, not a curated record
AGGACGCAUUAGUGGUAAAGAUACACUACAACACCAAGAAAGAAAAAGAGUUCUAGAUUUCAAUUAGGUUUCUUAAGAAUAGAUUCUUGUGCUCAAAGAAACCUUAAAACUGUUUAGCUUUUCAAAAGCUUUUUAUCAGAAUCAAUGGAGAUCAAGGCUGAAAAGAUAGAAAUGUCAAGGUUCAAAAGAAUCUGUGUCUUCUGUGGAAGCAGCCAAGGCAAGAAAAGUAGUUACCAAGAUGCUGCUGUUGAGCUUGGCAACGAACUGGUUUCAAGGAAUAUUGAUCUAGUCUAUGGAGGUGGGAGCAUAGGAUUGAUGGGUUUGGUUUCACAAGCUGUUCAUGAUGGUGGUCGUCAUGUUAUUGGAAUUAUUCCCAAGACCCUCAUGCCUAGAGAGUUGACUGGUGAAACAGUAGGAGAAGUAAGGGCAGUUGCAGAUAUGCACCAAAGGAAAGCUGAGAUGGCUAAGCACUCUGAUGCUUUUAUUGCCUUACCAGGUGGCUAUGGAACCCUUGAAGAAUUGCUUGAAGUCAUAACUUGGGCUCAGCUUGGAAUACACGAGAAGCCGGUGGGUUUGCUCAAUGUUGAUGGAUACUACAACUCUCUGCUCUCAUUCAUCGAUAAAGCAGUUGAAGAAGGAUUCAUCAGCACGACUGCUCGUGAGAUCAUCGUCUCUGCUCCUACUGCUAAAGAGCUUGUGAAGAAGCUAGAGGAAUACGCACCUUGCCAUGAAAGUGUUGCGUCUAAGCUUUGUUGGGAGACAUAACGGAUUGAAGAUCAAGAUCAAGAUCAAGAUCUAAUAUCUAUAUAACUAUUUAAAUAUUUUAUAUAUAGAUAAUGAAAAUGUGGGAGAUUUUCAAGAUUUCAAUCUUACUAAAAAGGGAAGGAAUAGAUUCUGGUUAGUUGGGGUAAGUAAAAAAUAUUUCCGCUACGGAGGAAAUUGUUUGUGUAAAUUAUUAUUAGCUGCUGUCUUUUUAACUCCAAACUAAAUGUCUUUUGAUAUAUGUAGACCACCAACUCUGUUCUAUUUAAUUUGUCUUCCAAAAACGAAAAAUCAAUACUCGAUACUUC